GCGGCGGGCAACUCGUGCGAAUGCGAAAAUAAAUAACAAAAGCCGCGGCUUUAUCAGUGAUCGAGAAUUCAACGAUCGACGGAUCGACGAUCAACGAUCCCGGGCCCCAAAGCGCGCGUAAAUAGGGAAAAAUACAAACCAAGAGGAUUGAUAAAAAAAAUAUACGCGUAGAGAAAACGUGCGCCGGGGAAAAAAGUGUGAGUGUGUGGGGGCGUUGUGUAAAAAUGAAAGAUUAAAAAAUUCGAAAAAAGUGCUGACGGAGGAAGAAAAUCAUAUAACCGUAACGGUAACAGUUUUGCCAGGAAAAACGGCAGGAAAAGUCACAAAAAACGGCGCAACUAAUCCCCUCUAAAAAUAGUCCGCAGAGAGAUAAAAAAUCACUCUGACAUUUUUUGUGGUUAUUCGCUUUAUUUACAACAAACUCACGUGUCUAACGACACUUUGACAACACAGAUACAAAUCUGUUUGGGAAGCUGAGCACGUGACCACCAAUUAAUGAAUGAGACAGCACCAGAAAAGAGAGUGAGACAGAAAUAGGGGGAGAGUGCAGGCGAGAUAAGUGAUAACGCCGCGAAGGAAAAAAAAUUCCGAAUCUUAUGCAAAUCGAGCGACAAAAAAGUGAAACGCAAAUAAUCAAGUUUAAAAGUCAAAAGUCGCAUGCGAAAUUAAAUAAACAAUGCUUUAAAAGUUCAAAGCUACAACACACAAAUGUUAAUUGUGGAGAAAAUUAAAAGCAAAGCGAUAAAGUUGAAACUUGGCAAACGGAAAUAAAUUACAUGCCAAAUAUAGGGUAAUAAUUCAAAUAAAAAUAAAAACCACCACACCUCCCAACAAGUUAGUAAAAUCUAUCAUAUACACCUGAAAAGUAAACACCUAAACACAAUUAAUUAAACAAUACAAUUUCAUCUAUGUAAAUGUCACAAUAAAGACUUCUACAUUUUCUAAUACGAAUGACAAAUUGACAAGAACACAAGUAGUCAGUCUGUCAGUCACAAAGUUAGUCAGGCAGUAAAAACAUCAAGCAAUUAACGUCUAAACAAUCUAAGAGCAGCCACAAGUGGAAGAGAGAUAGCCACGGAUCGCCAGACAGAGAGGGCAAAUCGAAUCGGUUGACGACGGCGGAGGUUUGACAAUAUGUUGAGCCCCCAUAAUGAAGGAAAUUGAUACGGAGACAACAGUAGUAUGGCCAGCCUGGUGUUAUUCCGGUAACGCACCCACCGACUUACUGCAGCAGAAGCCAGCCAAGGCCACCACCGCGAUUGUGGGCGGUCGCAGCGCAGCCCAACCGGCGACCCACGACGACGACCAUCAGGCGGCCAAGAUCGCCGUGACAGCGGUUACCAAGCGCAAGCACCUCGAGCGGCUGGCCAGCGAUUUGCGCCAGCAGCUGGGCCAAAGGGUCAGAGGUCACCAGCGGGAGAGUCCCGUUACAUUUCCCACCAUUGCGGAAACUGCCAAAAUGCUUAGCGAACGAUCGCUUUUGCUCAGCGGUUAUGGAGCAAUUGAGAGUACAGCUAAGAAACUAAGUGAAGCGGCCACCGGUGGCGGUGGCGGGGGGGCGGUAAGUCAAGCGGCCACGCCCACCACCACCCACCUGGGUGCACCCGCCUCCUCAGCCUCCUCUUCUUCUUCGUCGGGAAGUACCAGCUGUACCACAAAUGCAAAUACCGCAUCGGUGGCAGCUGCCUAUGCAGCUCUCUACUUGGAGAAGGUCAAGAACGAGAAGUUGGACAAUCACAAGGAUGCCCCGAUGGUCACCAUUCACAACAACAACAAUAACAACACCAUCAACAACAACAACAGCAGUAGCAGCAGCACCAACAACCAUCAAUCGAGUCAACAACAACAACAACACAGCGUCAAAAGGGAGCGAUUAAGUCCAGGGAGCAACAGCAGCAGCCACAACGGCGAACUCACCGUCAGCUCAUUCGCCAGAUCUCGCAGCGCCACACCCUCUUCGUCAUCAUUUCGCGGUGGCGGUGGUGUCUCACCCAGCCAGCAACAACAACAACAACAGUCCCAGCAGCAGCAGCAACAACAACGCCUUAGUCCGCCCAGUGGCCCAUUAGCAACAACAACAACAUCAGCUGCAACAUCAGUUAGUGCAACACACAUGCCGCUGCACAAUUUGUCAACGAAUUUGCUAAAUAGCAUUCAACAGGCUGCCAGUCAGCAGCAACAUCGCGGCAACAGCAACAUCAACAGCGGCAGCAGCAGCAGCAGCAACAUCGGCGGUGGCAACAGCAACACCAACAAGGCGGAGAAUGCUGCCGCAUCGAAUGCCACGGAUUUCUCCACCCGCAACUAUUCGGACAUCAUGCGCUGCCUCGCUGCCAAGUACAACAACACAAAUCCCAAUGACAACAAUGCAACGCGUCGCAACUCCUACUACGACAGCGGCAACAGUGGCAACACUUCAACGGCAACUGGCAGUGGAGGCGGAGGCGGAGGCGGAGGAGGAGGAGGGGGAGGUGGGGGAUCGGGAGCCACAACCUCUGCCCCAAGCACCGCCCUCAAGUCGGCGAGCAGCAGCACAAGCAGCAGCAGUUGCAACACCACUUCCACUGCCAAGAAGCUUUCCCCUUCAUCGAAUUCGGCUGCGAAUGCGGCUGCCUCCAAUUUGCCGAAGGAGACCAAAGUGAGUGUGGCCGGUGGUGCAGGUGUGGGUGGUGCAACAGCCACUAGUGGUGGAUCGUCCCUCUCCCAACUAGCCCCACCACCCACCGCCCCCUCGCCCACGGAGCAGGCCAAGAGCCAAAUGGCCGCCGUGGUGGCAGCGGCCAGCGUCUCCCCGUUCAUGACCAACUUUCUGCCCUUCUCCUCCGGCAUCUUCCCGCCGCUGAUAGACAUGAGCAGCACCCAGGCGCUCCUCACCCUGGCGCGUGCUGUAAAAGACGCGGAGAUCCAGGAGAUUCUGCGGAGCAAGCAGCAGCGCUCCGGGUCGAAUGCCUCGUCGCCGAGUGCGAGUGCGGCGGGCACGCCACGUUCCAGUUCCACUCUGAAUGCGGCACUGCACCAGGCAGCCCAAUUUGUUACGCCCGCACUGAUCUAUUCGGCGCAACUGCAACAGCAGCAGCAGCAACAACAGCAGCAGCAGCAGCAACAGCAACAGCAGCAGCAACAGCAACAGCAGCAACGGCAGCAGCAACAAUCGCAUCACGCUUCGCGGCAGUCUAGUCCACGUUCCACAAAUGACUCUUUGGCGGUGGCGCCUCCGCUGGGUGGCGGUGGCGGUGGUGGCUCCUCGAAUGCGUCGGCGGCGCCAUUGGAUUUGAGCUCCCAGCCGCCGGCAGCCAAGCGUUUCAAGACGGAGCGUCGUGCCAGUUCGACGGCAACAACAGCAACCACAGCGACCACGGGCUCAUCCACAUCCACGCCAUCCCCGCCACCGUUGGAUCAGCUGCAGCAGCAGCAGCAGCAGCAGCACGAGGAUAUCAAUUCUGGCCACGCCAACGCGGGAAUUGGAAUUGGAAUGGGAAUGGGUUCAAGUGAGGGAUCUGGCAAUGGUUCGGGAUUGGGACUGAGUUCGGGAUCAGGAGCCAGCAACAAUAAGCAACGCAGACGAUGCCAGGCGCAGAGCGAGGAGGUGAACUCCUGGUCGGUGGACGAUGUGUGCGGCUUCGUGGGCGGAAUUGAUAUAUGCGCCGAAUAUGUUCAGUCGUUCCGCGAUCAGUCGAUCGAUGGCACUGGCCUGCCGCUCUUAACCGAGGACCAUUUGGUUAACUCGCUGGGCAUGAAGUUGGGGCCGGCUCUCAAGCUGCGCUCCAUAUUGGCGAAGAAAUUGGGCGGGCCGUGCCCGUGUGUUGCAUGCGUUGCGCAGGCGCAACAAAUGCUGGCACUGCAAACGGGUGGGGCAGCAACAGCAGCAGCAGCAGCAACACCAGCAGCAGUAGCAGCAUCAGCAGCAACAGCAGGAGCAACAACUACUACUAGUUGCAGCAUCAAGUCGGAGAUCUUUAAUGGCGGCAGCAACGGCAGCAGCAUCAGCAGCAGUGGCAACAGCAAUCAGGGCAGCGAUAUUGCAGCUACGCCAGCAACAGCCAGCUCGCCCAGCAGCAACAUGUUGCUGCCAGUAUUGCCGUGCAGCAAUCUCCACGACGCCAGCUAGUUAUCAGCGGUCCACAUAAAAAUAUUUAUGCUAAAUAUUAUAUAUUGCAUUUCAACUGCAACAAUUGCUGUACCAAAUGAGAAACACACACACACACAUAACACUGAAGAAAAUCGGAUUGGAGAGAACACAACCUACUGUAUAAAUUAAACAAUAAACAUGUAAUUUAAUGGCUAGCUAAAGUUGUAAACUUUAAGUGACAACAACAAUAAUCGCAAAGUCUUCCAUUUGCACAAACACAAAUCAUAUUUGUAUAACAUUAAUCAAUUUAUUAGUCAAUUUAAAGAGAGAGUUUUCGUUUUACGUACUUAAGUGCAAAGCGCAAUUUGCAUUGAUUUUAUUUAUUUCUAUGACUUUUUCGUUUUUAACUGCUAGUCAGUAAAUAUAUAUUUAAUAGAAUUCCGCUAAAUGUGAAGCAAACUUAAAAAUUUAAUUUUAUUGUUUUGCUAAUCGAUGUAAAAGGCUAUUUAUUUUUAUAUAUAUCCUACGAUACGGCAAAAAUUGUUGAAACCCCGCCCCAAUGCUUUUUUCAAAUUUUAUUAAUUUAUAUUUAAUUUUCUGCGGCCAUGCACAGAGGAAUUCAAAAUUCAACUUUUAGAACUAUGCAUCCUUUUAAGAGCUCCAAGACUUGAAAAACACACACCACACACCUACACACACACACACAAAUGAAAACAACAAGCAAAUAGAGAACGUAUUUUAUAGCUGCAUUGUACAUAUUGUUUAUUUAAUUAGUUGUAAGUCAUUUAGAGAGAAACAAAAGCAAAAAAAAAACAUUUUCUAAUACCUAGGCCGUAUGCAAUGAACUUAAAGAAACAGAAGCAUAUUUCUACACAAUAGGCAUGAAAAUGAACUUGAUUUAUUAUAUACAUUUAAUGAACUAUAGCUAUUUUUCACAAGCUAAAGCAAAUAAAUUAUACCAGUUAUCAUACAAACAAAA
This is a messenger RNA of Drosophila ficusphila, 5048 nucleotides long. RefSeq names its product 1-phosphatidylinositol 3-phosphate 5-kinase (gene Samuel). Gene Ontology annotation, molecular function: protein binding. The transcript has 7 exons. Bases 1151 to 4108 code for a protein of 985 amino acids. The record is from RefSeq and is a predicted model, not a curated record. Lineage: Eukaryota; Metazoa; Arthropoda; Insecta; Diptera; Drosophilidae.